UCUUAUGUCCACCAGUCAAAGAAAAGAAAAAAGUGAACAGUGAGAUAAUGUAGACGCAGCUUGAUAAUUGGAGGCAGCCCGCUGGACUCUAGAGGCUGAACGACACCCCGUCCCCGUCCAUGUGAUCCCAGUAGGGAAUGUGUGUGAUCGGUUUGACUCUGAAGCUGACAUGGGGGACGGGGAGGCUGCCGGUCAGCGGGUCUCACCGCUGAAGAACUUCGCGGCGGGGGGCGUCGCCGGAGCUUGUCUCCUGCUCGCCGGACACCCGCUUGACACGAUCAAGGUGAGGUUACAGACUCAGCCCAAAGCUUCCCCCGGCCAGCUCUUACUCUACAGAGGAACUUAUGACUGCUUCCACAAGACCAUCUCCAAAGAGGGGAUCCUGGGCCUGUACAAGGGCAUGGGGGCUCCCCUGGCUGGAGUUGCUCCUAUGAUGGCCAUUAGUUUCUUUGGCUUCGGUUUGGGGAAACAGCUUCAGCAAGGCAACUCUGGCAAAGCACUGACGCCCGUGCAGGUCUUCCUGUCGGGCUGCCUGGCGGGGGUGUUCACCACAGUGAUAGUGGCUCCAGGGGAGAGGAUCAAGUGCUUACUGCAGGUGCAGGCUAGCGGUGGAGCAGUUAAAUAUGCAGGUCCUAUUGACUGUGCUCUGAGGCUCUUUAGGGAGCAGGGGAUACGCAGUGUCUACAAAGGCACCCUGCUUACUCUGAUCAGAGAUGUGCCUUCUAAUGGUCUCUAUUUCCUGACCUAUGAAACCCUUAAGAACCUCCUGACCACAGAGGGUCAAAGCGUGUCCCAACUCAGCACUCCCAAGAUCAUCCUGGCCGGGGGCGUGGCCGGGAUCCUGAACUGGACCAUCGCCCUCCCCCCCGACGUGCUGAAGUCCAACUUCCAGACAGCUGCAGAUGGAAAGUAUAGAGGUCAAGUAGACGUCCUCAGAACCUUGCUCAGAGAAGAAGGACCAAGAGGCCUCUAUAAGGGAUUCAACGCAGUGUUUCUGCGAGCCUUCCCUGCCAAUGCGGCCUGUUUCCUGGGGUUUGAGUUUGCGUUAAAAGGAUUGGAUUGGCUCGCCCCCAGCUGGUGAAACCUGCUCAGCACAACAUUACUGGUUAAGGGUUGACUUUUUAGUCAAUCAGACCAGGCCAAGAGCAUGACUUUAGUUAAAGUACAGAAUUGUAUUUUAUAUUCUAGAUGUAGUACAGAGCCAUGAGACUAUCUACAGUAUUAUAAUCCUGAUUUGACAUUGUGUAUUUAUGUGCAUUUAUAAUUUUCAGGGAAAAGUUCCACAGAUGUCCAAAGCUACAGAUAAUUUUUGAAUUGCUCAGGGAUGUAUAGAACGUGUGAUCUGAAUUAGAUCCUGUUGUGGAUGUAGUCAAUGUAAACCUGCUAUAAUCAGUUUAUAAUGUAUGUCAAUGAAAUUAUUUAAGGUUUUCUGUGUGUUUCUGUUUUUAUUUAAAAAUCUUUUCCAUUAUUUUUUCCUUUGAAAUCUUUUUUUUAAACUGAAUUUACUGUUUCAUCUCAAUUCUGCAUUCUGCAAUGAUAAUCAUAACCGAGAUCAUAUACAUUUCAAAAUUCACAAAACAACUUCUCAAAGGAGAGGAAUGAAAACGAAAUGUAUGUUUUUUCUCGAUAAUCACGUGACCUCACAUCGGUUCCAGUGGGCAGGAGCCAAACAUAAUGUGAGGUCAUGUGAUCAGGAUGGUUCCAGGUUCAUUUUGUGACACGUGUCAAUGAAAAAAGAUAUAACAAUAAAGAGCUUUUGUAAACUUUUUUAUUCAUG
Molecule: messenger RNA, 1777 nt
Organism: Gadus chalcogrammus (walleye pollock)
Lineage: Eukaryota; Metazoa; Chordata; Actinopteri; Gadiformes; Gadidae
Product: mitochondrial carnitine/acylcarnitine carrier protein
Exons: 9
Coding region: 170-1081 (303 amino acids)
Biological process (GO): mitochondrial transport; carnitine transmembrane transport; mitochondrial ADP transmembrane transport
Cellular component (GO): mitochondrial envelope; mitochondrial inner membrane
Molecular function (GO): O-acyl-L-carnitine transmembrane transporter activity; ATP:ADP antiporter activity
Source: RefSeq, a predicted model, not a curated record